AUGCCCAGCACAAUGAGCCUACUAAAAGGCGCUGCAUUCAUCACUGGCGCCGCGUCAGGUAUUGGUCAAAGUACAGCAUAUGCUUUCGCUCGAUAUGGCAUCUCUCGUCUUGCGCUUUGCGACAUCCAUCCCGGAAAUCUCAAAGAAUCGAUCAACCAGCUGAAGGAACGUUAUCCAGAUCUUGAAAUCCUGCCAAUCGAGAUGGACACCAGUGAAGAGAAUUCCGUCACCGCCGCCAUUGCUUCCACGGUCUCUGCAUUCGGACGUCUAGACGUGGCCGUGAACAAUGCCGAUAUCGCUGGAACACCCCUUCCCACCCACGAGAAUAGCCUCGAAGACUGGCAACGCGUCAUGUCCGUCAAUCUAAACGGAGUCUGGCUGUGCCAAAGAGCUCAGAUUCAACAAUUCCUGAAGCAGGAGCCUCUUUCACCCGCACCUCGCGGUAGCCGUGGUGUCAUAGUGAACGUGGCAAGCAUGCUGGGCCUGGUUGCGUCCCAUCCCUCCACUCCAGCAGCAUCCUACACAGCCUCGAAACACGGCGUCGUAGGCUUGACAAGAACCGAUGCUAUGGCCUACGCCUCGCAAGGCAUUCGCAUCAACGCCGUCUGCCCCGGCUACAUCGCUACGCCUAUACUCAAGUCUACAUCCGAGGCAGGCUUCAUGGCUGAACUGGUCCAGCAGGUCCCGCAGCAGAGACUUGGAGAGCCAGAAGAGGUCGCUGAGUCGAUCGUCUACCUCGCGAGUCCGAGUCGAGCUUCAUGA
This is a messenger RNA of Fulvia fulva, 762 nucleotides long. Its product is annotated as Short-chain dehydrogenase srdC. NCBI's taxonomy places the organism in Eukaryota, Fungi, Ascomycota, Dothideomycetes, Mycosphaerellales, Mycosphaerellaceae. The record is from RefSeq and is a predicted model, not a curated record. Bases 1 to 762 code for a protein of 253 amino acids. The transcript is spliced from 2 exons.